AUUUUAUUUAAUUUUUAAAAAAAUUUAACUCUCAAAAGGGAAAUCCAAAUCGCUGUCAGUCGCAAUUGAUAAUGACAUCGGAAGUACCGUGAGCACUGAGUAGGGGAGUCGUGUGGGUUUUGUACUUCUGAAAUCUGAAAAUUCGAGCGAUGUGUGAUCAUGUGAACACCGAAGAAACAGAAAUUACAAGAAGAGGAAGCUCGAAUUCAGACGGGUCUUCAGAUCUGGAAGCGCAAGGAAAGGCAGAGGAAGAGUAGAGGUUGAGAAAUUGUUUGCGAAUGGAGAAGCCAUCUUGGGUUGCCACUGUGCUUACUCAGGUGGGUCUCUGCUUUGCCAUGUUCCUUGCCUUCAACUUGGGUAAGCGUGAUGAUGGUGAGCCUAUGUGGUCCACCAAAAAGCAUCGUGAUCUUUACUUUCUCAGUGUUAGGGGAGGUUUCAGACCUCUUGAACAACAGAACCAACUGCUCGAACAGAUGGAGAAGGUGGCAAAAUUGUUCAAGGCAAAGUUUGUUGUGAACACUAGUGAACUUGGGGAAGAUGAUCCACUUAUGCAAAAUGGCACUGGGCAUUUUCCGUCUUUGAACAUUCCCUGGUACACAACCAGUGUUUCAAAAGGACAAACAGGGGCUUACUUCUUGAAGAAGAUUAGAGUUCGUUAUGGGAAAACCAUGGACAUCAUUUUGUUGGAUACAGGGUCAUUUCAGGAUCCUUCAAGUGGUCGCAGAAUUGAUCUGUUACUUUGGCUUAUAAGAGCACUGGAAAGAAGCAUGAGCAAGUGGUGCAUUAUUGUGGGGUUCCAUUCAUUGGCAGCUUGUGAUGAGCAUAAGGAUCAAAUGGAGACAAAACCAUUUUAUGAGCUUCUGCACAAUGUAUUCCUGAAAUUUAGAGUGAAUGCAUACCUGAGUGGGCAGGAAUGUACUAACCGCAGCCAUGGAGGGACUGUACCUUACAUUAGGUACCCAAGUCCGCUGGACAAAGAACCUCUUGCUCAUAAUUAUGACCUUCUCUUUGAAUCCUUCAGUGAAAUGGUUAGUGGGUUCCUUCUUCACAGAGUCAGCCGUCUGGACAUUAUGACCUACUUUAUCAGCUCAAGUGGGCAAGUCAUUCAGAGAAAGUUUCUCCAGGCCUGAGGCAGAGAGGUUAUGUAAAAUUGUAAUUGAGACUGCAUGUUCAAGCUGCCUUGUUUUGGUUUUCUUGGCCAGUGCAUGAUUCUACCAUAGCAGUUUGUAAAUUAUAUUGAAUCUAGCUUAAGUUUUUACCGUAUCCUGCUAGUGAGUAUUUGGUAAUAGAAGUUAUACUUCUGAAUCCUUAAAAA
Molecule: messenger RNA, 1315 nt
Organism: Malania oleifera
Lineage: Eukaryota; Viridiplantae; Streptophyta; Magnoliopsida; Santalales; Ximeniaceae
Exons: 9
Coding region: 279-1130 (283 amino acids)
Molecular function (GO): ferric iron binding; acid phosphatase activity; ferrous iron binding
Source: RefSeq, a predicted model, not a curated record